UUUACGUUACAAGCUGUAUGCUGGCUGGGAAACUAGUGUAAAAUGAAAGAAGUUUUUGUGGACCCAAAGAUGCAUUUUUUAGAAGCAGAUCUUUAAGUUUUUAUGCAAAUGCCUUUUUUUUAUAUAUACGAGAUAAACGUUAUACUAAGCAAACAAAACCUCUUCCUUCACUUUUCUUAUGCAUAUACAUACAUACCUUCAAGCAAUUGCUUGAUUUUUUGAAAGUAAAAUGUAAUUUUUUAGAAAAAUAAAUACGGCCUGCGAUGACGUGCGAUUUUUCAAACUUGAUACUCAGACUCAAUAAUUAAUAAACAAUAGCCGAUCACAUCUAUUUUCCCAUCACUUCUCGAUCUAAAAUUUGCCGUUUUUUCGUGUUGAUGGCAAACAUUGCAUAUUUGUAAUACAGAGACAUAUGGGAUAUAGCUGGCACAAUGAAAUAGUGAUAGGUAUUAGGAUGGCACACUAGCAAGUGAUUUUUUUUUAAAAAUUAUCAUCGAUGGCUUCAGUUACUUCACCUUAUCUUAGGUUAUGCCAGAACUUACCUACCUACUGCGAAAAUAAAAAACUUGGGGAUUACCUUUUCGUAUUUUGAUAGCAUAUUUUGUUGAUUAACGUUAAACUGGGAUAUUUAAAAUAGGUAAUCUGUGGCCUCACCUAAAUAUCAGAAAUAUAAUAGGUACCUAAUUGUUCAAUCCCAAUUCAUAACAAACAUUUUCCAAGAUCCUUCACUUAUCGAGUUUUUUUUUUAACACAGAAAGCACAAUGAUGGACGAUAGUUUAUUGGAGUAUUUCACCUGUCCAGUAUGCUUUGUUUACAUGAACAAAAAAAUUUACAUAUGCACGAACGGGCAUAGCGUCUGUGGAUGUUGCCAAACUAAAAUUUCCAAGUGCCCAAUUUGUAAAGUAAAAGUUGAUUCUAAACGUAACAUCACUCUGGAAAAAGCUGCUAAAAGGUUCCAGGAACUAAAAGCCAAACAAGAUGCCAUUGCAACUGGGGACAACUCUGGGGCUCUAACAAGAAAACAAAGAUUUUCACUGGGCUCCGCUUUACCAAAUCGAAUGGAGGAACAGUUUGAAACAAAUAACAUACCAUGUCCCGUUUCCAAUUGCCGCUAUUACACCAAACACUUGAUGCAAUUAAAGAUACAUUUAGGAAAUUUUCAUUCAGAAAGGCUCAUACCAAUUAAAAAAGGGCCUUCGAUCAGAUCAGAGGAUCUUAUGACUAUCACAGCACGAUUUGAUCCAUUUGGUACCCAAAAAGUAUGCCUUGUUACCAUUACUGAUGCCAUUUUUGUUAUUUAUAUCAUUAGAGUCAACUUGGCAAGUAGAAUUUCUUAUUACUUAAAUGUGCUUACAGUUUCGGAUACUACUAGCAUGUAUAAAUUCUCUUGUAAACAUUCUUCGCAAUUCUCUAUGUUUUAUAGAAGUCAACCUAAACCUCAAGAAGGAAUUGAAAUUGACAGUAAUACUCUAGAAACAGAGCGCAGGAAGAACUGCGGUUGUGUUCACUCCGUGAAUAUUCAUAUAAAAAAAGUGGCCACUUUACAGGGUUAGCUGCUGCUGCUUCUUGGGUGUGGGCUUUGCUGAGCGAAAUUUACCCAAAAGCUUUAUAUGGACUAGUAAUCUUUUUUUUAUUAUCAUUUUUCAUCUUCAACAAUAUCCAAAAUUUAUAUUUUGUAUUCAUAGAGAGUUUCGUUGUUUAUUAUAUUCUUAUUUUCAAAAUAAAAGAUUUACUUCAAUUCGUUUUAUUUGCAGGUACCAAUACCUGAGCGUUAAUAUUAAAUGGAAUAUUGGUUUUCCUAAAGUUGAAAAUAUUUUUGAACGCCUACUUCAAUUAUUGCCUGAAUACCCA
Ceutorhynchus assimilis (cabbage seed weevil) is the source of this 1852-nucleotide messenger RNA. The record is from the annotation of a GenBank genome assembly. Lineage: Eukaryota; Metazoa; Arthropoda; Insecta; Coleoptera; Curculionidae.